This is a messenger RNA of Suncus etruscus (white-toothed pygmy shrew), 2001 nucleotides long. It is a transcript of the gene PPP2R2C, whose product is annotated as protein phosphatase 2 regulatory subunit Bgamma. The record is from RefSeq and is a predicted model, not a curated record. The transcript has 9 exons. Bases 204 to 1547 code for a protein of 447 amino acids. Gene Ontology annotation, biological process: peptidyl-serine dephosphorylation. Gene Ontology annotation, cellular component: cytosol; protein phosphatase type 2A complex. Lineage: Eukaryota; Metazoa; Chordata; Mammalia; Eulipotyphla; Soricidae. Gene Ontology annotation, molecular function: protein binding; protein phosphatase regulator activity.
UCGGCUAGGUCGGCUCCGCGCCUCCCCGCGCCUCUCCACCCGCGCGCGUCCCUCUCCAGCCACGCAGCGCAGCGCGCACGGGCCGACCGGGAUGCGCGCCCAGGCCCCGGUGCCCGCUCGCCCGCUGCCAGGCGCGAUGCGAUGACCCCUGCGGACCGUGACCGCCUCUGCGGGCAUGCCCAGGGCGCCGGGCGCGGCCUCCAAUGGGCGAGGACACGGACGCGCGCAAGAUCAACCAUAGCUUUCUGCGGGACCACAGCUACGUGACCGAAGCCGAUAUCAUCUCCACCGUCGAGUUCAACCAUACUGGCGAGUUGCUGGCCACUGGCGACAAGGGCGGCCGAGUGGUCAUCUUCCAGAGGGAGCCGGAGAGCAAACAUGCCCCCCACAGCCAGGGCGAGUAUGAUGUCUACAGCACUUUCCAGAGCCACGAGCCUGAGUUCGACUAUCUCAAGAGCCUGGAGAUAGAGGAGAAAAUCAACAAGAUCAAAUGGCUCCCGCAGCAGAACGCGGCACAUUCCCUGUUGUCCACCAAUGACAAAACCAUUAAACUCUGGAAGAUCACGGAGCGGGAUAAGCGGCCCGAGGGCUACAACCUAAAGGACGAGGAAGGGAAGCUUAAGGACCUGUCCACAGUGACGUCACUGCAGGUGCCCGUGCUGAAGCCCAUGGACCUGAUGGUGGAGGUGAGCCCACGCAGGGUGUUUGCCAACGGCCACACCUACCACAUCAACUCCGUGUCCGUCAACAGCGACUGCGAGACCUACAUGUCGGCCGACGACCUGCGCAUCAACCUGUGGCACCUGGCCGUCACGGACCGCAGCUUCAACAUCGUGGACAUCAAGCCUGCCAACAUGGAGGAGCUGACGGAGGUGAUCACGGCCGCGGAGUUCCACCCGCUGCACUGCAACCUGUUCGUGUACAGCAGCAGCAAGGGCUCCCUGCGGCUCUGCGACAUGCGUGCAGCCGCCCUGUGCGACAAACACUCCAAGCUGUUUGAGGAGCCCGAGGACCCAAGCAAUCGCUCCUUCUUCUCGGAGAUCAUCUCCUCCGUGUCAGAUGUGAAGUUCAGCCACAGUGGCCGCUACAUGCUCACACGAGAUUACCUCACGGUCAAGGUCUGGGACCUGAACAUGGAGGCGAGGCCCAUCGAGACCUACCAGGUCCACGAUUACCUUCGGAGCAAGCUCUGCUCCCUGUAUGAGAACGACUGUAUCUUCGAUAAGUUUGAGUGUGCCUGGAAUGGCAGUGACAGUGUCAUCAUGACCGGAGCCUACAACAACUUCUUCCGCAUGUUUGACCGCAAUACCAAGCGUGAUGUGACACUGGAGGCGUCCCGGGAGAGCGGCAAGCCUCGGGCCGUGCUCAAGCCACGGCGUGUGUGCAUGGGUAGCAAGCGGCGGCGCGACGACAUCAGCGUGGACAGCCUGGACUUCACCAAGAAGAUUCUACACACGGCCUGGCACCCAGCCGAGAACAUCAUCGCCAUCGCUGCCACCAACAACCUCUACAUCUUCCAGGACAAGGUCAACUCUGAGAUGCACUAGGCAUGUGCAGAAGCACCCGGCCGGCCGGCUGGCCAGGGCAGCCUCAGAGUGGCUGCAGGGGCCGGGAGCAGUGGUCACUGUGGCUCUGUCCGUCCCCAGGGCUGGAGAGGACCCAGGGCCUGUGCUGGUCAUGGCCUGCUUCCAAGGCGGGGAGUAGGCUCCCUGGUGCCCCCUGGUGGGAGUUCUUUUCUGCAAAGGCUGGGGAUAGGGAUUUGGGAGGGUGGGGUCAUCCUUCCCUCCUGAAGCACCCUGCACCGAGCCCCUUGGGGAUAGUUUUCUUCUGGGGCUCUGCUGGUUCCUGAUAGAGAGAGGUUUAGGCCAGCCAGAUUAUUUGGGUUUAGAAGAAGCAAUCACCGUUGCCCUUUUCUAACCAAGUUGUGGGGGUUUUGUUGUUUGGUUUGGUGGGUUUUUAGAUGAAUACAUGAUGGGAAUUGGAAAGUUCUUUUGGUGUCUU